Messenger RNA from Emiliania huxleyi CCMP1516, 447 nucleotides. RefSeq lists its product as hypothetical. Bases 1 to 447 code for a protein of 148 amino acids. The record is from RefSeq and is a predicted model, not a curated record. The transcript has a single exon. Lineage: Eukaryota; Haptophyta; Isochrysidales; Noelaerhabdaceae.
AUGCUCGAGGAGCUCGAGCUCGAGCGCGCAGAGGGGAUGGGCGAAACGAGCCCGCACUCGGGGCUCACCGACACGCUGCUGAUCGAGCUCGGCAAGAACUGCCCGAACCUCAAGUCCCUCACGCUGAAGGGCCACCUCGACUUUUCGGACAAGGGCCUGGACGCGCUUCUCGGCGGAUGCCGCCAGCUCGAGAAGCUCAAGCUGUCCACCGCGACCAUCUUCCACCCACGGCUCUCACGCAUCCGUCUGAGCCCCGUGUGCGUCGACGCCAUCCGUGCACGCGGCUUCCGGAUGGCCGACCUCGCCCCGUACUCUCUCAAGUCUUCUGACGAUACACGCCUCCUCGUCAGCCCGGCCCAGUUCUUUGGCCUGACAUCAAUGUCCUCGUAUACCGAGGUGUCCAGUGCGGAAGCGACGACGCAGGACAAGAUCUACCCGUACGCGUAG